GCAUUUUGGCGCGUAUCUUGCGAUGCCUCUACACCGAGUACACCGUUAUGUUGUGUACGUGUGUGUAAGCGAGUGUCUAUUUGAAAAGAAAGAAAUGACAAAUCUCUGCAGUAACAACGGAAUAUAAUCGGGUACUAAUAUUUUCGGCAUCGGUCGCGUCGGUGUAAAUAAAAAAAUAAUAUCUCGUGAAGCUAUGCGGCCUCCAGUCUGCGAUCAUGUGUGCGGUGUGAGUGUUUUCAAUUUGCCGCGCAUUAGCGCCCGACUGGAGCGCCUCAUGGGCACCAAUGUGGUCAAGCUGACGGAUCGCGCCUACAUGAAGGAGCUGCGGGAACGCAUCGACGAGGACUACCGCAAGCAGCUGCUGUCCCGCAUCCGGGCCCGCGAGAUGAAAGAAGUGGAACGCGAACGCAUGCUUAUUAUUGAGGGUAAAUCGGAUGUGAUACCAGACGAACUGGCCGACGAUCCCAUAUUCAUGGUCAACAAAGAUGCCAACCUGGAGAUACAGAAGGAGCGCUCCAAGUUGAAGACGAGUCGGGAGAAGAAUGCGGAACGUCUGAAGCUGCAGGGCGUGAAAUGGGAACGGGAGCGCCUCCAGCAUGCGGCCCAGGAGGCCGAGCUCCUGGCCAAGAAACGCGAGAGGCAGCGCGCCCAAAAGCUCCUGGUGGAACAGUACCGAACGGAGGAUGCCGAGCGAGGCAUGGACCUGUUGCGCAUUGAGAACGAGGAUUGGCGCGAGUGCGAGCAGAGCCUGAAGGAGUUCCUUGAGUCGGAGCGUGCCAAAAUGAAGGAGCGUUCCUUGCGCGUUUCCCAGCCCUUCUCGUCGGAUCCGUUGGACAUACAGAACAUAGUGAGGGCUAGACAAAAGUUCCGCGAAACGGAGCUGCGUAUACGGAACCAGCUGGAGGGCAAACUGAAGGACGGCAACACCCAGAUUACGGGCCAGGAGUUGAACGAGUUCAUGGAGGAGGCGCACCGCGGCAGCAAUGAGACGACCAUUCGGGAUACAUCGUUGGACUCGAUCCAUGGUCAACUGCCGACCAAGUACAUGGACGAUAUCACCGAUGUCUCCGACGAGACCAUUAUCAGUGAGGAUGCCGUCAGCCUGACCCUGGCCAAGCAGCAGUACGCCGAGGAGCUGGAGGCCGAGAUGGAGGACGAGUUCAACAGAGGCUUGCUCAUCUCCAAGCAGCAGUACGAUCAGCUGCGCUUCGAGGAUGAGAAGAUUGUGGCCCUCCGCAAUGCCAAGGAUAUUCGCGAGCUGUAUUUACUGGCUGAAGAGAUCAUAAUGGGCGACAUCAUUGAGGAGGUCGAAGAGGGCGAAGAGGAGGGUGCCGAGGAGCAAGAGAUCGAAGUACCCAGCUCCGAUCAUGAGCCGGAGGCCAAGCCAGCCUAAGCUCCAGAGGCUUUUAUUCAACGUUUAUCAUCGUUCGGCAGAGAGAACCAUCAGUUGCUUCUCCUGCUUCCAUUUCCAAACAACAGUUUUUUAAAAGAUUGGACAAAUAUUUCAUUUCCCUGUUGGUUUUGAAAUAUUUCACACAAAUUUUGCAGAAACCUCAUCGAUUUGUUGUUGUUACAAGAAUACAAUCAUUGGGAAACGUCAGCAGAACUGUCCAUCAGACGCUAUGAUUUGAUUGUUGAUAUCUGUCAUGGAGGUUUAAUUAAGGCUGUAACGAGCUGACGAGCCGAUAGUCCCGUAUAAUCAUACCAAUAAAACGUACCGAAAAAUCAUACAAAAACA
Messenger RNA from Drosophila persimilis, 1738 nucleotides. Its product is annotated as probable DNA double-strand break repair Rad50 ATPase. Bases 194 to 1393 code for a protein of 399 amino acids. The record is from RefSeq and is a predicted model, not a curated record. NCBI's taxonomy places the organism in Eukaryota, Metazoa, Arthropoda, Insecta, Diptera, Drosophilidae. The transcript is spliced from 7 exons.